GAUGCCGGCGCUGAUGCCGGCGCUGCCGCAGGGCUCCUCGGCCCCGCGGCCGCUCGGCAGCCCCGGCGCGAUCGCCCUGCGCGGGGCAUGAAGUUGCGGCGGCGGCGGCGGCAGCGCGGCGGGCGGAGCGGGGCGGGCGGCCCCGGCCGCGCCUCCUCUGCGGGGUCAUAGUCCCGAGCGGGCUCUCCGCGCCUGGGCGAGCGGUGCCGCUGCUCGCCAGCCCUCCCGCUCCGCUCGCCGCCGCAGUCGUGCGGCCAGCCCAGCCCAGGCGGCCGGGGCGCGCUCCCCGCGAUGUGCGCGCAGCGGCGGGCGGCCGCCGGCCCGCUCCCAUAGCCCUGCCGGCAGCGCGGCGGCUGGCGGGGCCCCUCGGGAAGUUUGAUGGCUUCUUUGAGGAGAGUCAAAGUCCUGCUGGUGUUAAACCUGAUCGCCGUGGCUGGCUUCGUCCUCUUCCUGGCCAAGUGCAGACCCAUCACGACCAAGAGCGGCGACUCCUACCAUGACAUCCAUCCCAGGGCAGAAGUGGCCAACUUGACAGCACACGGCAUCAGCUCCAUCCAGGAUGCAGUGCUGAAGAGGCUCUCGCUCCUAGAAGACAUCGUCUACAGGCAGCUGAAUGGUCUCUCCAAGUCCCUUGGUCUCAUUGAGGGCUAUGGUGGCCGUGGCAAGGGUGGCCUCCCAGCCACCCUGUCCCCCGAGGAGGAGGAGAAAGCCAAGGGACCCCACGAGAAGUAUGGCUACAACUCCUACCUCAGUGAGAAGAUUUCCCUGGACCGUUCCAUCCCGGAUUAUCGCCCCACCAAGUGCAAAGAGCUGAAAUACGGGAAGGACCUGCCCCAGAUCUCCAUCAUCUUCAUCUUUGUGAAUGAGGCGCUGUCGGUGAUCCUGCGCUCGGUGCACAGCGCCGUCAACCACACCCCGGCCCCCCUGCUCAAGGAGAUCAUCCUGGUGGACGACAACAGCGACGAGGAGGAGCUGAAGGCGCCGCUGGAGGAGUACGUCAACAAACGCUACCCGGGGCUGGUCAAGGUGGUGAGGAACCAGAAGAGGGAAGGGCUGAUCCGGGCCCGCAUCGAGGGCUGGAAGGCUGCCACGGGCCAGGUCACCGGCUUCUUUGAUGCCCACGUGGAGUUCACUGCUGGCUGGAUGAUUUUCCAUUCCCUUAGCCUUAAGUAAUUCCUGCAAGUUGAAAAAAGCCCUGGCAGCAAGGGAAUGAAG
Molecule: messenger RNA, 1215 nt
Organism: Camarhynchus parvulus
Lineage: Eukaryota; Metazoa; Chordata; Aves; Passeriformes; Thraupidae
Gene: GALNT17
Product: polypeptide N-acetylgalactosaminyltransferase 17
Exons: 5
Coding region: 379-1173 (264 amino acids)
Cellular component (GO): Golgi apparatus
Source: RefSeq, a predicted model, not a curated record